Molecule: messenger RNA, 2173 nt
Organism: Gracilinanus agilis (Agile Gracile Mouse Opossum)
Lineage: Eukaryota; Metazoa; Chordata; Mammalia; Didelphimorphia; Didelphidae
Gene: PTCD3
Product: pentatricopeptide repeat domain 3
Exons: 24
Coding region: 1-2076 (691 amino acids)
Biological process (GO): mitochondrial translation
Cellular component (GO): mitochondrion
Molecular function (GO): ribosomal small subunit binding; protein binding; rRNA binding
Source: RefSeq, a predicted model, not a curated record
AUGGCGGCGGCCUCUAGUCUUCUUUUCCUCCGCGCAGGUUGCUGCUGGUCGCUGCUACCGGCGACUUGUAGAAGGGCCAAUGCACGAAGAAAGAUUACUGGAAACAGAGUUUAUUCUGGAAGUGCAUCCCUUCCAGAAGCAGCAGGAGCUGAUUCUCCGGGUUCUGAAGAAGUGGUCAUUCCAAAGAGAAAAAUUUGGGAUAAUGUUGCAGUUCUUCAAGCUCUUGCCUCUACCCUCCAGAGGGAUCCCACAGCUGCCCAUUACACAUUUCAAGAUGAUCCUUUCCUCACUCCAGUCUCAUCUUCAGAAGCUCGUAUGUUUUUAUUGGCAAGGGAUUCUGGAAAGAAUGCCGCAAGAUAUGUUAUUAACACAUAUCCCAAAUUUUUUGAGAAGGACAUAGCUGAACCUCAUAUACCGUGUCUGAUGCCCGAGUAUGUGGAACCUCAACUUGAGGACAGAAGCGAGGCUGCCCUUCAGGAGCGCAUCCGGCUUCGCAGAGUCAGAGCCUCUGUGGACAUGUUUGACCAUCUCCUUCAAGAAGGGACUUCUGUAUCUUUGGAGACAACAAACAGCCUCUUAGAUCUGUUGUGUUAUUAUGGUGAUCAAGAGCCCCCCAGAGAAGACCAACCUCAUCAAAUUGAUGAAUCAGAAGAAUUGGAGGAGGCACAAGAAAAGCUGACAAAGAAGGGGUGGAGACGGAAAGCAGUGGCACAGUCUGGGAUUACCUGGAGAACAAACAACAAUGCUGAAAGAAUUUUCAAUCUAAUGCCAGAGAAAAAUGCACAUUCCUAUUGCACAAUGAUCCGAGGAAUGGUCAAGUAUCAAGCCUGUGAGAAGGCGUUUAAGACGUACACAGAUUUACUGAACAACCGGCUCAGCGCUGAUGUUCAUACGUUCAAUGCACUGAUUGAAGCAUCGGCCUCAGUGAGAGAUAGAUAUGAAGAAAAAUGGAAUCUUAUAUUGGAUUUGUUGAAGCAGAUGAUUGAACAAAAGGUGAAACCAAAUCUUCAGACAUUUAAUGCCAUUCUUCGAACCCUUAGGAAAAUGGGUUCCUUUGGGAAAAUUCCUGCCUUACAGACCCUGUGUGAAAUGAAAGCCCUCGAGAUAGAACCUUCACUUGCAACAUAUCACUAUAUUCUUGAGAUAUUUUACAAAGUAGGCCCAUCUGUCAAAAUCUCCCCUAGUCAGAUCGCUGAUAUCUUGAGAGAGCUCAAAGGGAAGAAGUUAUGUGCACAGGACCUGGAUGAUGACAAGUUUUUUCCAUCCGCUAUGAAGGUGUGCUUCAUGCUGAAAGACCUUGACCUUGCCUACCAAGUCCAUGGCCUUGUAAGGACAGGCGACAAUUGGAAGCUGAUUGGGGAUCCCUUUCAAAGUCUCUUCUAUUAUCAGAAGUUCUUCAGCUUGUUGUGCCUCAUGGAGCAAAUUGAUGUCACUCUGAAGUGGUACAAGGAGCUGAUUCCUUCUGUCUGCUUUCCCCACUCCUACCUCAUUCUGAAUCUUCUCCAGGCCCUGGAUGUGGGGAAUCGAUUAGAGAUGAUCCCUGAGAUCUGGAAGGAUUGCAAAGAAUUUGGUCUGAGUAAAUGGAAUAAUGUGAGGGAGGAGAUCCUGGAGCUGAUGGCCAGAGAGAAGCAUCCUCCGGAGGUCCAGGAAGCAUUUGCCAACUGUGCUGCUGAUAUUAAAUCUGCAUACGAAAAUGAAGACGGGAGCAAGCUGGUAUCAGAGUGGCCCUCUGCCCCCAUGAACUGUAUCACCCUCCUCCUCCUUCGAGGGGGCAGGACCCGGGAGGCCUGGCAAAUGUUGGAGUAUUUCAAGAAGCAAAACAAAAUCCCCCGAACUGAGCUGAUGAAUGAAUUCAUGGACAGUGCAAAGGAAUGCCACAAUUCUGCCCAGGCUGUACACUUGGUAGAAUUGGCCCAUGCGUUGAGCUUAGCCAUUUGUGAGCCCCUCACCCAGAGGGUGCUGGCUGAUUUCGAAGUCUCCGAGGAACAGAAAAAAGCCCUAGAAGCCCUUUCUGUGACAACCAGCGACAGCGAGAGCAGCGACAGCGGCAGCAACAGCAGCAGCGACAGCGAGUGAGGGCCGAUGAAGGACUUUGCUCCCCGGUGCAUCUGAAGCCGGAUAGGGCAGUGAUGGUGGUGGUAGGGGCUACAGGAAUAAAGAUGCUCCUCCCAAA